This is a messenger RNA of Cantharellus anzutake, 1471 nucleotides long. Its product is annotated as RNA pol II accessory factor, Cdc73 family-domain-containing protein. The record is from RefSeq and is a predicted model, not a curated record. The transcript is spliced from 9 exons. Bases 164 to 1435 code for a protein of 423 amino acids. Gene Ontology annotation, cellular component: Cdc73/Paf1 complex. NCBI's taxonomy places the organism in Eukaryota, Fungi, Basidiomycota, Agaricomycetes, Cantharellales, Hydnaceae. Gene Ontology annotation, molecular function: RNA polymerase II complex binding. Gene Ontology annotation, biological process: transcription elongation by RNA polymerase II; positive regulation of transcription elongation by RNA polymerase II.
CAAGAGGAAAUGAUCUCAAACGUGUCCACAUCUACCCUCAAAUACUGCCCUUUUGUAUCUUUAUUCCUGUAUGCGCCUGUCUCUCGCUUUGGUUGAUUCUUUCCCCUGUAAUUGACGAGUUCACACGGCACGGGUGGCUCCGCUGUGUCCUCACAAUUGGUCCAUGGACGUUCUAAUUGUUCUGCGUCAAGCUAUCAAAGCAAAACAGCCUAUAGUUUAUUUGGAUGCGAGCUCUCAGUCAUGCCAGACGUUGCAACAGGCAACUUACAUCUCUCUCGGGCCAGGUACAAACAUCCCUAAGACAGCGGCAACACGCUUCCAAAAGCCCAAUGCCAGUACUCGCGACUGGGUUGGCCACCCUGAGGAUUUCUUCACCCUUCAAGCUGUUAUUGUUGCAUGGAUGACAAAGGACGCACCAACUACUGAGUAUUUGAAGCAGGCUCGAGAAAAUCUCGCUGGGGCUGGCUUUGUAUCUGUCACCGACCGCAAGUUACUUGUGGAAUGGUUAGAGGGAAAAUCUGUAGAGCUCGAGAGGUUGAUACCGAUAGAGUCAACUACACCUGAGGGCUCACCGCGGGCCACCACAUCCGCUUUGCCGGGAACAGGGACAUCAAUUUCAAGACCAACUGGUGCGGCCGCUGAAAAGCGACCAUACACAAUCGACCAAAAAGACGUUCUGGCUGUCAAGAGAAUACGAGCGAACGAAGUAGAGCUGCGAGACCGUAACACAGUCUUGCGAGGCGUUAAGAAUCAUGACUUCUCGAGUGUGAAAACGCUAAUUGCAGAUCGCAUAAAAGCCGCAAAAGAACAGUCUAAACCGCCUGCACCUACAACAGAUAUCACAGCUGGGAACAAGACGGAUCCGAAUGCUUCCGCGAAGAAGAAUCGAAAUGUCGCACCCAUCAUCAUGAUUCCAUCAAGUCCAACCUCCCUAAUAACCAUGUAUAAUGUUCGUAAAUUCUUAGAAGACGCUCUGUACGAAUCACCUGAGGACGCGAAACGGAGAAUGGCUGCCGAAGGGAAUAGCAGGCUCGAUGACGUUUUGCCGAUUUACCGGAAGAAGAAUCUAAUCGUCGCCGGCCGACCAGAAGGGGGUGUUGAGAAACCCAUUAAAUAUUUCGUUGUUGACGGCGUAGAAGCCCUAGGCAAGUUUGGCACAGAUGCAUGGGAUCGAGUCGUUUGUGUGAUGACCACUGGCCAGGCGUGGCAAUUCAAACCAUACAAGUGGUCUGACCCUACUCAGCUCUUCCAUCACGUGAAAGGCAUUCAUGUCACAUGGGCAAACGACCCACCAAAUUCCCGCAUCCGUGACUGGAAUGUGUCUGAUCUGAAGAUUGAUUCGAACAGACGACAUCUGGACAAAUCAACAGUGGCAAACUUUUGGAUGCAAAUAGACGACUGGAUCCAAGCAAACAAACCAUGGCUUCCCACAUGAUCCAAAUGCUUCUUCGCACAAUCGGUGCUGAAUAUG